Protobothrops mucrosquamatus (brown spotted pit viper) is the source of this 957-nucleotide messenger RNA. Its product is annotated as retinol dehydrogenase 8-like. Gene Ontology annotation, molecular function: estradiol 17-beta-dehydrogenase [NAD(P)+] activity. The record is from RefSeq and is a predicted model, not a curated record. Bases 1 to 957 code for a protein of 318 amino acids. Lineage: Eukaryota; Metazoa; Chordata; Lepidosauria; Squamata; Viperidae. Gene Ontology annotation, biological process: estrogen biosynthetic process. The transcript has 6 exons. Gene Ontology annotation, cellular component: cytoplasm.
AUGUCUCCCAAAACUGUACUGAUAACAGGUUGUUCAUCUGGCAUUGGGCUGGCUUUGGCUGCUAAACUAGCAAAAGAUAAGCAGAGGAGGUUCAAAGUGAUUGCCACAAUGAGGAACGUCACCAAGAAAGAAAAGCUGGAAGCAGCCGCAGGGCCAGCACUCAACCAAACUCUAGAGAUCAAACAGCUGGAUGUCUGCGAUGAGAAAUCCAUCCACAACUGUAUUAACAGCAUUCCUCAGAGACAUAUUGAUAUCCUCAUCAACAAUGCUGGGCUGGGCUUUAUUGGUCCUAUUGAGUGUCAAUCAAUUGACGAGAUGAAGGCUAUAAUGGAAACCAACUUCUUUGGUGUAGUAAGGAUGAUUAAAGAGGUCUUGCCAGACAUGAAGAAAAGGAGGAGUGGACACAUUGUGGUCAUCAGUAGUGUCCUGGGUUUGCAAGGCAUCAUUUUCAAUGACAUCUAUGCUGCAUCCAAAUUUGCCAUUGAAGGUUUCUGUGAAAGCCUUAUUAUCCAAGCACUCAGAUUUAAUAUCUUUGUCAGCUUGAUAGAACCUGGUCCAGUGGUAACUGAGUUUGAGAUGAAAAUCUAUGAAGAUGCAGAAAAAGCUGACUAUUCCCAGACAGAUCAUGAGACUGCUGAGAUAUUUUCUCAGAUUUACAUGAAAAAUUCCAGAGCCAUCUUCUCCAGCCUGAGUCAAACACCUGAAGAUGUAGCUGAGCAUGUCCUAAAGGUCAUUAGUACAGCCAGACCACCCUUCCGUCACCAGACUAAUGCCAUGUAUACCCCUAUGAUGGCUCUCAAGCAAGCUGAUCCCACUGGGGCCCUGAUGACCAAUUCGUUCUAUAAACUGAUCUUCAGAUAUGACAAGCUUUUGCGCAUUAGCCUAAGGGCCAUCCAGCUUCUCCGCUGGCAAGCCCGCAAAGUGAAACAAGGUGUCCGAUUGCUGGGCUUCAGAUAA